This is a messenger RNA of Entamoeba invadens IP1, 522 nucleotides long. RefSeq lists its product as hypothetical. The record is from RefSeq and is a predicted model, not a curated record. Gene Ontology annotation, molecular function: acyltransferase activity, transferring groups other than amino-acyl groups. The transcript has a single exon. Lineage: Eukaryota; Evosea; Mastigamoebida; Endamoebidae. The coding region runs from base 1 to 522 and encodes 173 amino acids.
AUGGAAAUUAGAACAGAACAACAAGAAGACUACCCACAAAUAUACGAAAUUGUAAAAAACGCGUUCGCACAUGCGGAACACACCUGCGGAAGGGAACAAGACAUUAUUAACGAUAUCAGAAAAUCAGAGAAUUAUAUCAAAGAAUUAUCUGUUGUCGCAACAGAAAACUCAAAAAUAGUGGGAUAUGCCAUCGCAAGUAAAAUGUGGAUCACUGACGGAGAGAAUAAAGUGGAGAGUUUAGUCCUUGGGCCGGUUGCAACCACACGCGAAAAACAGAGAAAAGGAAUAGCAUCUGCACUAGUGAGAGAGCUCAUCAAAAGAGCUAAGGAAAUGAAAUUUCCACACAUCACUGUAUUUGGAGACACCCAUUUGUAUUCCAGAUUUGGAUUCGUUCAGUCAAUCGACUAUGAUGUGCACUCAUUUUUCGAGUGCGAUCCGAAGCUCUGUAUGAUCAUGGAAUUGACAAAAGACGGUUUGAAAGGGGUUAGAGGCAUUAUUUCGUACCCCCCUUAUUUCCAAUAA